GCACAUCAUUAUUUUGAAAUCUUAGUUCAGUGGUAAACGUGUUACAUGUGCCCUCUAUUAAUGCCUCAGAGCAUUUGUAAAGCUCCCAAAUGCUGCUCGGCCUGGAUCUUCCUGCAAAGCAGUCGCAGCACUUUACCCACAUCAUUUACUAUUUUAUUUUGAUCAGUGCUGUCAACGUCGACAAUGGAGCUUGUGUUAUACCAGAGGCCAGUCAGGAGGGACCGCUGCGUUCCUUCAAAAGCUACGAGGACGUCGUCAUGUUCCACUACAGUGUUCCGAAACAGGUGACCCGGGCGACCUGGCAAUUCACCGCCUUUUCGGACAAUGUAGAUUGCCCGCAGAGAAAAGUCAACAUACUCUUGAAAUGGGGAAGUUACCCGGUUAUCUCCGUGAACAAUGCAUCUUACCCACCGCACGUGUACGUGGAUCGCGAUAGCACGAUCAGGACGACCACUGUCACGAGUUUCAAGUCGAAUGAUGUGGUUUUGGUUCCGGUGAACAGUCCGGAGCCGGGGGACUGGUUCGUUGGGGCUUACCUGGACCAGUGGGACGAGAGGAUACACCAAAAAGGACUCGUCACGGAGUGCCGCUACAAUCUGGGCUCGGUGGCGCUGUGGUCGGAGACCCAUGGGAUUGAAAACAUCCCUCUGGGCUAUCAAAAAACUAUUGUCACGAGCAAAACGAUUUCGUAUUACAAGUUUUACAUUCCAAUGGACACGUGGAACUUCAAAGCCGAUAUUUCGGGCUGCAACGUUACAGUUAAGCAAUCACCGAAUUUUCGAGGGCCUUGCAUAAAAAAUUUAAAUUUAAAGGGACGAGCUAUGCCUCAUCACUCGGAACACACGGAGAACACGAGCCUGACGUCGGCGGAUACUUACACCUUUUGGGAAUCUUCUCCUUUUCAAGAUGAAUGGUAUUAUUUGAUGGUGGUGUCUAGCAGUGCGAUAAAAUUUGACAUCAAAGUAACUGUAGCGCUGUGUCCAAUUAAAACGGUGGAAGAAGUGUUUGCCAGUCGUUACAUGAAUGUUCCUGUUCGUCCGAGAGCAUUGGAUGAAUUUUAUUUGAAGGAUUUGAAAGAAAAAACGUUAACGAGAAACUCUUCCAAUAGCUCCGUUAAACAAAGUCAGAUAUGGAAUAACCGUACAAUUAGUGGCAGUUAUAAGCGUACCCAGUCUACUAAUAUUGAUGACGAUUUUACGGAUUCUUGCAUCACGAGACAUCAAUUAGUUAGAGUUAAAUAUUCUCAACUCUUUAGUGGAGAUUAUUUAUUUUGGGGAAGAGAUUGGCUCACAUCUUGGCUCACGUUGAAUGAUAAAAAUCCAGUUGUCGUGCAAUUUCACGUUCUUCCGUUGGUCGACAUUGGCGGAACGCUUGAUAUUAACGUAGAACUUGACGUGGACGAGGUCCAAAUCAAACAACAAAUCAACGUCACCGUUUGCAUCAGUCGCGGACGUUUACCUAAAUUAAAAGACGGUCACAUGUCGUGUAUUGACAAUCAUAUGACAAUGAAGGUGUCAUCCAGCGGACCAAAUAGUACAAAUAUUAUGAUUCCAUAUCCGCAACCGGAUGUGUAUUACAUCGCUUUUACAUCGACUUGCUACGUUAACGGGAAAACUGUAAAUUGCAAAGUGGAAGAAAUUUUAUUGUCGUUAAAUGUAAAAUUGAGAGCGUGCGUGUUCAGAGGAACCGAUUCCUGCGGUGAAUUCGGAGUUUGCGAAGAAAUUCACAAAGACCUGCUCUACUUUAGCGCAUGCAAAUGUUUCGGAGGACAUCAAGGAUGGGCUUGCACGGAUGCAACAAACGCCGUCUCGGAGUACUCGGUUGUAUUUGCAACUUUAGCUUUGACUUUGAGUAACUUAUUUUUCAUUCCAGCCAUAUAUUUGGCGAUAAAACGCAAACUCUUCACCGAAGCGCUAGUUUUCACUUCGAUAAUGUUUUUCUCUUCAUUUUACCAUGCCUGCGAUCAACCAUCGAUUGGAUACUGCGUCGCAAAGUUUGAAGUACUUCAGUACUGCGAUUUCUUUUUGGGAAUGCUCGCCUUUUGGGUUACAUUGGUUUGCAUGGCCGAUAUCCCGACGAAGCUCGAAUCUUUUUUACAAGUUUUAGGGGUGAUUAUAAUUACUUUUGGAGUAGAAUCGGAUAAAACUAGUCUCAGAAGUAUUUUGAUACCUUUGAUCAUCGGCUGCUCUAUUCCGUUGGUUUCUUAUGGAGUUCGUUGCGUAAAUAUGAAAAAGUUCAUACGGCCACAAAGAGUGGUACCCUUUAUUUAUGGCUUUAUCUUGGUGACCAUUGGCGUUCUAUUGUUUUCCCUUGUGGAAACAAAAUCUAAUUACCAGUAUGUCCACAGUGCCUGGCACGCGAUAAUUGCCUUAUCUCUAAUAUUUCUGUUACCAGUGAAAGAAGUACAAGUUCGGAGAAAUAAAACUGAUAACAAAUCUUUGCAAUGCGAAGAAUUCCCGAGUGAUUUGGUCUUUCACAUAAGUGGAAGACAAAAUAAGGACCACCUGAUAGAGGAUGUAACGUGAUGAACGCACCAAACGUGACAUUUUUUUUUAAGAUUACACAUAUAUUUUAUGUAACGUUGUUUUGUAGAUGGAUGACAUAUAUUUUACAUGUACAUCCGGUGUUUAAGUAUGCGAUUUUAUACUCCUGAAAUAAUUUUCUACAAAUAAAUACCUAUAAGUACAAUAAAAA
Molecule: messenger RNA, 2694 nt
Organism: Copidosoma floridanum
Lineage: Eukaryota; Metazoa; Arthropoda; Insecta; Hymenoptera; Encyrtidae
Product: transmembrane protein 8B
Cellular component (GO): membrane
Source: RefSeq, a predicted model, not a curated record